UUAUGUCUUAAUGUUACAUUAAAAUAAAAGAAAACGAGACAAAAAAGAUUUCUUGCCUUCAGCUAUCUGCGAAAAAUGUUCACAUGAUAUAUUUGUUACCGGUACAUACAUAUAUAUAUCGACGUGAAGAUAUUUUUUUAUUUCAUUGUUUGUUGUCCUUUGUCACUACUCUGUGGGUGCGUGCGACGUUGUAUAUGUGGGCACGCAUGUUUUUACGUCGCUUCUUCCUUUUUAUGUAAAUAUGAUACAUACGUUACCGAUACGUACGUGACAGUCACAACCGAUGGCCAAUAUGCUGUCGACAAAGGAAAACUAAGGCGCCUAUUGCGCAGAAUAAGUUUGGCUAGCAUUGGAGAGGUUGUAGAAUAGGGAACCUCUUGAUGGUAUCUAUUUUGCAAAAAGAUAAGAGCAAGUGAAGUGGACGGUGCAGUCAUUUUAAAAAAUGGCAGGCAAUGGUUCUUGUUCUCUUGCCUCUGACUUUGAAGGGAAGUCUUUCUCCAUGGAUCCUUCAUACAGACCAAAGAAGUUAAAGACAACCGACACGGAAGUGAAGAGCACUGAUCUAAACUACAAGUGUGAAUCGAGAGUUCUUGUCCUGUACACAGGUGGAACGAUUGGCAUGCGUAUUCACGACGGAGUUUAUACCCCAGAACCAAAUUUUCUUGUGAAUGAGUUAAGGAAAUUAUCAAUAUUCCAUGACCAGCAGUACGUAGUUACACACAGUACCCCAGAACCAAACUUUCUUGUGAAUGAGUUACGGAAAUUAUCAAUAUCCCAUGACCAGGAGUGGAUGAAGUCACCAUUGUGUAUGCCUUUAAGCAAAGAAAAGAAAAAUGUGAUAUACUGUGUGUAUGAGUAUGAGCCCCUGCUGGAUUCUUGCAAUAUGACCAUGGAUGACUGGGCUAGGAUUGCCUCAGACAUUAAGACUUACUAUGAGGAUUUUGAUGGGUUUGUUAUACUUCAUGGGACAGAUACUAUGGCCUACACAGCAUCAGCUUUGUCUUUCAUGUUUGAGAACCUGGGAAAACCUAUCAUUCUUACUGGCUCGCAGAUUCCCAUCUUUGAGAUUCGUAGUGACGGCAGAGAUAAUCUUCUUGGUGCUCUCAUAAUGGCUGGAAACUACUGCAUUCCAGAGGUGAUGAUAUUUUUCAACAAUAAGCUUCUUCGAGGAAACCGUUCAACCAAAUUUGAUAGUAGCAGUUUUGAUGCAUUCCGUUCCCCAAACUUUCCUCCCCUUGCUGUUUUAGGGACUAAGAUUCAUGUGCAUUGGGAUGAGAUUCUUACCAGCAACACCAAUCAAAAAUGUACCUUGACUAAGCUUUGUCCUAGCGUGGGAAUACUCCGUCUUUUCCCCACUAUCACCACUGCUAUGGUUCGCCAGUUUUUGGCACCUCCACUCAAGGGAAUGGUCCUGGAAUCCUACGGGGCAGGAAAUGCUCCAGAUUCCAGAAAGGACUUAAUGCAAGUGUUCUCAGAGGCCACGAAAAGAGGGGUGCUGCUGCUUAACAUCACCCAGUGCCACAGAGGCUCUGUUAACCCAGGUUAUGCCACAGGAAAGGCUUUGAAGGAAGCAGGUGUGAUACAAGGCUCCGACAUGACACCUGAGGCUGCACUGGCCAAGCUGGCCUUUGUAAUAGGAAGAGAAGACUGGAAUUUUAAGGACAAGAAGGAGAAGUUAGCGCAGAACCUCCGUGGUGAAUUGGGUGGGUUUAUGUGGUACUAAUCUAAGCCAGGGCAACUAUGACAAAAGAACUGCACUACAUGUUGUAAGGAAAACCAGACCGUACUGUUAAAAACUCUUAAUAUACUGGUAUACUUUUCUUCACUGUGUAACUAAGUGAACAUGGACACCGAGACCAGCAACCCUUUUGAUGUCCAUUUUGAUUUUUUGUCAUAUAUGACAUUUGAUUUUUUUAAAACAAUUAUUGGGUAAUUUUUUGGGGUGGGGCAGCUUCUCAUGGACAUCAGGAUUCAGCAGAGUUUCUGUUAGAACAAGGGGUGAGUGUCACGGCAGAAUAUAGGUUUGGAUAUACUCCACUCAAGGAGGCAACUGCUAAAGGACACAGAAAGAUCUCCAAGCUGAUCCUUGACGCUGUGAAGCCAAUUGUUAGCACAAGCACUUCCACUGACACUUAACUUAUUGUCCUGUAUGAAUAUAAUAUGAAAUAUGAAAACACCUAAUUGUGCACUGUAUUUUAAUUAUAUGCGCUGUUUUGGUGUUUUGACUAUUUGAUGAAAGUGGACUUUUUUUCUUAUCUGAUAUAUGUUUAAGGUACACUGCAUGUUUAAGAGUUUUCCAUAGUGAUACUUACUAUGCCUACAGGCCCUGCAAAGCUUAUGCUUUUUCUCAAUUCAGACCUUAAAAACUGAAAUAUACGGGAAGACACAGUCUUCUAAAUGACUGGCUGGUCAUUUAGAACUACAACAAUUAAUCAAAAUGGAAUAUAAAAACCAAGUGCAGGGCAACCAAGCAAUGAUUCUUACAUAGGACAAAAUCCCCCCUCAAGGAAAAUUCAUUUUGACUGGUAAAACUCGUAUAGAGCGCCUUUAAUAUCAUCUUGUCAAGUUGGAAAAGCACAUAUAUAUCAUUUCUAUAAUGACGGUGUAGCAUCUUUUUACAUACCAGACUGUUUUGUGUAAGUGUGAUCAAAAAUUGAACAUUCAUAAUAUGAUUGAUGUGAUGAGAUAUAAUCUCAGUAUGAUCAGUAUUAUCAGUGCACUUCAACAUAUACCUCAAACCACUCCAAUUCCAUUUUUUUAUCUUUUUGUAUGAAUCACAGAUUUCCUUAGGGGAAAUUAUAAGUUUCCAUAAAGUGUCACA
Molecule: messenger RNA, 2821 nt
Organism: Lingula anatina
Lineage: Eukaryota; Metazoa; Brachiopoda; Lingulata; Lingulida; Lingulidae
Biological process (GO): amino acid metabolic process
Molecular function (GO): asparaginase activity
Source: RefSeq, a predicted model, not a curated record